Molecule: messenger RNA, 1314 nt
Organism: Stegostoma tigrinum
Lineage: Eukaryota; Metazoa; Chordata; Chondrichthyes; Orectolobiformes; Stegostomatidae
Exons: 8
Coding region: 1-1314 (437 amino acids)
Source: RefSeq, a predicted model, not a curated record
AUGGCUGAUCCUGGAUCUAAGAGCACCCACAGUGCAGCCAAACGCCUGAGCUUCAGCGGCGACCUGCUUCCAAUUCUGGAUGGCGCCUGGCUUCAGGGGGAACUUGCAGAGGGUGCUGUGACCAUGUACCAGCCACUUCUGUCCCUCACAAUGCUGAAAUGGACACAAGGGCAAGGUUCAACCCCUAUUCAGCCAGUGUCUGAAACUUCAAAAAAAAUCAGGAACAAUUUCGAGAAUUCCUGGACUGUUCUAUCAACUUUCUCCUUCACUCCAUUCGCUAACCAUCAUGGACGGACCCUGGUCUGUGAACUUAGAGGGCCUGGCGGAGUGGUGGCCGCUCGACAAUCUCUUAAACUGGAUGUAAAAUAUGAACCCAUCACAGUAUUGGGCCUGAAUUGCACCAGGACCAAGAAAGAGCUUUUUUGUAUCUGCAUCGUCAGAGCCAAUCCUCCAGUCACCGUCUCAUGGAACAUCAGUGGGAAAAACAUCACGGGGAACACUUCAGAUGUUACUGUCUAUUCCUGGGCAAAGAGUAAUGAUCUGCUUCAGAGCUCGCUAACACUGACUCACCCUCAUGGACCUGAGGAGCUGAUUGUAUGCAGGGCAGAGAACGAGAAUGGUGUUAGUGUCAGUAAAUACCAGCUCAAUUCAACAGAUGAACCCGGAAUGAUAUUUGGUCCAAACUGCACCAGUUCCAAGAAUGAAACUUCUUGUAUCUGCAUCGUCAGAGCCAAUCCUCCAGUCGCCAUCACAUGGAGCAUCAGUGGUAAAAACAUCACGGGGAACAGUUCAGAUGCUACUGCCAAUUCCUCGGCAGAGAACAAUGGCCAGCUUCAGACCUCUGCAACACUAACUCACGUGAAUGGAUCUGAGGAGCUGAUUAUAUGCAGGGCAGAGAACGAGAAUGGUGUUAGUGUCAGUAAAUACCAGCUCAAUUCAACAGGAAUGCUUCCCUGGAUAAUUGUAAUCCCUGUAGGAACAAGUUUGGCCAUUAUCAUUCUGGUUAUGAUUGCAGUGAAAGUGCAGAGGUAUGUGUUUAUCCUAUGGAAGAAGCAACGUGACACCGUCGUUGUCGCUCCCCGAACCCAUUUGACGCAGCACCCAUCCAGCACCGAGCCCAGGUCAGAUGACAGUGAGGAGGUUGUGUAUUCAGCAGUCUGUGUCUUCAGUCUUCACAAACCAGAUCUUCCAGCCCAGGAAGAGGAGCCCAACCCUCCAAAGUCCCUACUCAAACCUGUGCCUCCCAUUUUCCAGAGCUUGGAACCAAAGCAGACAUCAGCAAUAGCGAAAGCCGUCACUGUCUGUGAUGGAUAA